AAAGGAAGCUGCCUCAUGAGGACCCACUCACUCAUCGCUGCUCGUCAACAACCUCUGCAAUCCAAUUCACCAAGCACCACGCUCUCACACGUGGCACCUCCUCCGUCCCACACGUGUCUCUCCGUACCUCCCUCCCCGCCAAAACUGUCCUAUAAAUACCGGACCAAGUCGCAGGCCAGAAGCAGCAGAUCAAAACUCAGUGACUGUGAAGUGAGCGAAAUGGACGCUCAGAAGCUUCGCUCGGAGUUCCUCCAAGUUCUGCGCAGCAGACGAUCGGGCGAAGUUCCAAUGUUGGUUGAGCAGGCGAAACCGGUGGCGAAUCCGUUGUUUCAGGAGGAUAAUCCAGCAAGCUUCAGUGAGGCAAUGAACGCUUGUCCGAAAGCCAGCAUCCCCGAUUUCAAGGAUAAGCUGCAGGAAGAAAACCUUUACUUAAUUACUGAGGCUGGAGAGCAAGGGCGGUUGCCCGUGUUAAUUUUGAGCAUGAAGGAAAAUUGUACCCAGAAAAGGCCUGCUGUUGUAUUUCUGCAUAGUACAAACAAGAACAAAGAAUGGUUAAGACCAUUGCUUGAGGCCUAUGCUUCAAGGGGAUACGUAGCAAUUGCCAUUGAUUCCCGCUACCAUGGCGAACGUGCCAGAAAUAUCUCCACUUACAGAGAUGCUCUCGUAUCAGCAUGGAAAAAAGGUGAUACAAUGCCAUUCUUAUUUGAUACGGUCUGGGACUUGAUAAAAUUGGCAGAUUAUUUAACACAGAGGGAGGAUAUAGACCCUACUAGGGUAGGAAUCACCGGUGAAUCACUUGGAGGGAUGCAUGCAUGGUUUGCUGCUGCUGCUGACACCCGUUAUGCAGUAGUGGUUCCUAUAAUUGGUGUUCAGGGAUUUCGAUGGGCCAUAGACAACGAUAAGUGGCAGGCUCGAGUUGACAGUAUAAAACCUGUUUUUGAGGAAGCACGAAUUGAUCUUAGGAAGAGUGUGAUUGACAAAGAAGUGGUGGAGAAGGUCUGGGAUAGGAUUGCUCCCGGUCUGGCCUCCCAGUUUGAUUCUCCUUACUCGAUUCCAGCUAUCGCACCUCGUCCUCUGUUGAUUUUAAACGGUGCCGAAGAUCCUCGAUGUCCGCUUGCUGGUCUGGAAGUUCCCAACUCCAAAGCAUGCAAGGCUUAUGCAGAUGCGCACGCCAUAGACAACUUCAAGUUCAUAGCGCAGCCAGGAAUCGGGCACCAAAUGACCCCGCUCAUGGUAGUCGAGGCCAGUGACUGGUUCGACCAGUUUCUGAAGCAGUGAGGCCGUGGUUGCAGUCGUUCUGUUCGUUGUUUCUACCCAAUCUACUUUCCCAAUGUUCAUAUGUAAAUAGAUCCAAUCGGCUUCUGGGCUUAAGCAAUGUACUCUGUGAUAAUGUAUCGUCAAGACUGAAAUAAUGCAUCGUGUUUUCAGCAAAAUCAUUUGGUAGUACGGACUUUUAUUAAAACAUCGUUCUUAAA
This is a messenger RNA of Malus domestica (apple), 1475 nucleotides long. RefSeq lists its product as uncharacterized. Gene Ontology annotation, biological process: proteolysis. Gene Ontology annotation, molecular function: serine-type peptidase activity. NCBI's taxonomy places the organism in Eukaryota, Viridiplantae, Streptophyta, Magnoliopsida, Rosales, Rosaceae. The record is from RefSeq and is a predicted model, not a curated record.